AUGUCCAAGAGUAUCGUAAAUAGUGUUCCCUACCCCUUUCACUUUGGAAAGAAUCAGGUUCAAAAGCCCGGAAAAGCCGGAGAGCUGGAAAAUGUCAACGUUGCCUUGUCAAAUGUCCGUGGCAGGACCCCCUCUAUUCAAGCCUCGCGUCUGCGCACCAUGAUGAUUGAAGCAUCAAAGAGCCCAGAAAAGAUUCUUGCUCACUGCUGCACGUACGAUGGUCUGACUUCGCGGCUGGUCGAGGAAGCCGGGUUCCCCGCGAUAUUCUUGGCCGGUUAUGCUGUGGCCAGUUCCUACGGUCUGCCUGAUACCGGGUAUAUUGCCAUGGCCGAAAUGUGCGACAAGAUCCAAGAGGCCGCUCGGCAGACCACGAUUCCCAUCAUGGUCGAUGGCGAUACCGGCUACGGAAGUCCGCUCAAUGUCAAGAGAACAGUACAGAGCUUCGCCAAAGCUGGUGCUGCCGGUAUCAUGAUCGAGGACCAGACCUGGCCGAAACGCAAGUCACAUGGCUGCGGACACACAAAGGGAAAAUCAGUCGUGUCGAGAGGUGAGGCGUAUGCUCGGAUCCAGGCGGCCUGCGACGCUAGAGAUGAGGGUCAGGAUAUCUUUAUUCUGGCACGCACAGAUGCUCUUAUCCUUGGCUGGGAGGAAGCCAUUACGAGGGGCCUCGAAUUCAAGCGCAUUGGAGUUGACGCCGUCUUUGUUGAGGCUCUACCGGAUCGAGCUGCCAUGGCCAGAUGUGUCAAGGAGCUUGACAUGCCCGUCUUUGCCAACAUCAUUGAAGGCGGACAAACGGAGAAUCUAUCAGCAAAGGAUCUUGCCGAGCUCGGCUUCUGCGCAGUUGCCUACCCGUGGACUCUUGUAGCUGCCCACCUGAAGAGCGUCCGUGAGGCUCUCGAAGCACUCAAGCAGAGCAUGACUAUCGGUGCUCCUCCAAUGAUUUUGUCCUACUCGGAAGUAUGUGAGGGCGUUGGAUUCAACAAAUACUGGGAUGAAGAAGAACGAUACAAAUUCGAUGAUGAUGAUCUCUUCUCAAAACCUGCUCGUAGACCUGCGCAUUAA
Molecule: messenger RNA, 1062 nt
Organism: Pestalotiopsis fici W106-1
Lineage: Eukaryota; Fungi; Ascomycota; Sordariomycetes; Amphisphaeriales; Sporocadaceae
Exons: 4
Coding region: 1-1062 (353 amino acids)
Molecular function (GO): catalytic activity
Source: RefSeq, a predicted model, not a curated record